UGCACGCGGAUCCUAUACGUCCCGUAUAACACAGAGAAGUGGUGUAGCAGGAGAGAGGGAGCGAGAGAGCGAGCCAGAGGAAGACGCACACGCGGAAAGAGGGGGGGACGCACGCUCUGGUGUCUAUCUGCCACUGCUGCUGCUACUGCUGUGCAUCGAGUCGGUGGUCCGCAAUGGGAUUCUAUGCACGGGCACUGCACGUGCAUGUCCUGCUGGUGUGUGCCCACGUCUACGCACAGAUCGAUUCUGACGAUGUCAUCACCAAAGAGGAGCAGAUGUUCAUGCUGACAGAGGCCAAGAAACAUUGCGAGAGAACAAUUCUCUCCACAAAUGCAUCUUUAGCGGACACUCGCUGCACUGCUGAGUGGGAUGGCUUGAUCUGCUGGUCGUGGGGGCUGCCAGGCUCAAUGGUGCGUGAGAAAUGCCCUUCCUACAUCUACGACUUUAACGCACACGGUCACGCUUAUAGGAAAUGUGAGAGUAAUGGGACCUGGAAAAUGUCAACAGCAAACCGGUUGUGGGCAAAUUACUCCGAAUGCACCGAGUUUCUCAAUCCACAUGUACAAGCCAAGGAAAAGGAAUCCAUACAUCGCCUCUCCAUUCUUUACACGAUCGGGUACUCAGUGUCGCUGGCGUCUUUGGCUAUUGCUCUAUGCAUCCUCACGAUGUUCAGGAGGCUUCACUGCACGCGCAACUACAUCCACAUGCACCUGUUUGUGUCGUUCAUGCUGCGGGCCGCGAGCAUCUUCGUCAAGGAUGGUGUCCUCUACUCCGACAAUGAACUGAGGCUCUCCACCCCAGGACCAUCACCUCCCGCUGAAGCGCCGUACAUAUUUGCAGGCUGCAGGGUGGUGGUGACUCUGUUCCUCUACUGCCUGGCCACCAGCUACUUCUGGGUGCUGGUUGAAGGGCUUUACCUUUACAGCCUCAUCUUCCUCACCUUCUCUGCAUCUGGACGCCUGUGGACAUUUGCUCUCAUCGGCUGGGGGUUUCCCGUUGUGUUUGUGUUCGUUUGGGCUGCAGCCAGGGCGACUCUGGCAAACUCCCAAUGCUGGGACCUUAGUGCUGGAUGGCUCAAGUGGAUAUACCAGGCACCCAUCCUGGCAGCAGUGGCGGUUAAUUUCGUCUUGUUUGUGAACAUUGUGAGAGUCUUGGCAACCAAGCUCAGGGAGACAAACGCGGCAAGACAAGAAUCGCGGCAGCAGUACAGGAAACUGCUCAAGUCCACGCUGGUCCUGAUGCCAUUGUUUGGUGUCCACUACGUGCUAUUUGCAGCCAUGCCCUACACAGACGUGAUAGGCUUGGCGUGGCAGAUCCAGAUGUACUACGAGAUGACCUUCAACUCUUUCCAGGGAUUUUUCGUGGCAAUAAUAUAUUGCUUUUGCAAUGGCGAGGUGCGCGGGGAGAUGAAGAAGCUGUGGUCACGGUGGAGCUUGAACCAGGCCCUCAAACGAAGGAGUGGGAGCUGCAGCUACAACAUGGCUGCGAGCGUUGGCACCCUGAGCAGCGUGCGAGCCGUCGCUAUCCCGUGCGCGGCGAGGGCGGCGAGGCAAGGUCUCACCCCGGAGAGGGAUGCGACGAUAGCUCUCAUGAGAAGGCAGCCGCCACCCGACGAGCAGCGGGUUGUGGCCAUCGCACAGCAACCGUACGACGAAGCGUUCAGAGAACUGUCACGGAGCAUGCGCUUGUCAGACACAACCAAAGUGCUAUGGGCCUCUAUAGAGCCCAACGACCAGGUGUCCACCAGUCUGGAAGCUGACCUGAGAGCACCAUCCUUUCAGGGUUCAAGACUUGCCAGUGGUUGUUCUAAAACCGAGGAUAACCAAGCCGUCGAAGCGUGUGGAUGCUCUUCCUUCGGGGAGACGUCUCAAGGUGCCGCAAAAGCCCCCGAUGAACAAAGUAAUGCAGGCGACGGGUUUCAACCCAGUCCUCGGCCUCGGCAAGCCUUGAGCACCUGCGUUCAAAAGGAAUUAUGCCCCGCGGCAUCUCCUGAGCCGUGGAACUUGCCAGGAUAUGUCACGUACAGUUCGGAAGUGGAAAAGAAUUUCAAGGUUAUCUCGCUUAGCCCUUGCUGUCAAAAUCCAUCGCAGCCUGGCAACAAAGGCAACCAAAAAGCCGGAGACUAUGAGUGGCCAGUGAUUACAAUUUUAAAGGAUGAGGGAAUUAUGUGAAUACAAAUGCUGCAACUUGUGCAUAAGGGAGCUAUUGAGCAUAGGUAAGAUGAAUGUCGGUUGAUGGAUUAGGUUUAGAUGUUCACAAUUGAACAAUCUAUAUAAAAAGAAAACUGAAAUUGAUAUGGUAACAUUCCUCUACUAUCGUGACUCUUGAUAUGUUGUGGCUAGUAGUUUGUUAAUUGCGUACUGUUUUACAGCAGCAGCAUUUUACUUGCAUUUCGUUUAUCGUGAUAAAUUCUUGAUGUAAACCAAUUGUUAACGAUAUACGCGUUUCAUGUUAAAUGUUUUAUAAUGCAAAAAGGAUCUGCUGGGACACCUAGAUUGGGUUGAGGUGAUCGUUUUUAACAGCAUUUGUGACCGUAUGUAUUAAAUAGAAUUGAUAUGGUAUAUUCUGAAAUGAGGGUAAAACUAUUCAGUGCUUAAUUUUCAGACUUCUAUUUUGUGCGUGGCUUUUGUUUCAACUGUGUCACAAGUCGCAUUAAAUUAAUAUUUCUGUAGAUGUAUUCAAAUGAAAAACACACCACACUUUUGUUUGCCA
Molecule: messenger RNA, 2712 nt
Organism: Lethenteron reissneri (Far Eastern brook lamprey)
Lineage: Eukaryota; Metazoa; Chordata; Hyperoartia; Petromyzontiformes; Petromyzontidae
Product: parathyroid hormone/parathyroid hormone-related peptide receptor-like
Biological process (GO): intracellular calcium ion homeostasis; adenylate cyclase-activating G protein-coupled receptor signaling pathway; cell surface receptor signaling pathway
Cellular component (GO): plasma membrane
Molecular function (GO): parathyroid hormone receptor activity; G protein-coupled peptide receptor activity; peptide hormone binding
Source: RefSeq, a predicted model, not a curated record